Fusarium vanettenii 77-13-4 is the source of this 1098-nucleotide messenger RNA. RefSeq lists its product as uncharacterized. Gene Ontology annotation, molecular function: zinc ion binding; L-iditol 2-dehydrogenase (NAD+) activity. NCBI's taxonomy places the organism in Eukaryota, Fungi, Ascomycota, Sordariomycetes, Hypocreales, Nectriaceae. Bases 1 to 1098 code for a protein of 365 amino acids. The record is from RefSeq and is a predicted model, not a curated record. The transcript is spliced from 2 exons. Gene Ontology annotation, biological process: D-sorbitol catabolic process.
AUGUCCGAGAUUCAGAACCACGCCUUCGUUCUCCAGGCCAUCAAAGACGUCAAGUUUGAAGAGCGGCCAUUGCCCAAGCUGCGUGAUGAACACGAUGUCAGAGUUCACAUUGAGCAAACGGGCAUCUGCGGCAGCGAUGUUCACUACUGGCAACGAGGUCGCAUCGGCGAUUUUAUCCUAGAGAGCCCAAUUGUUCUCGGCCACGAAAGCGCCGGCACAGUCGUCGAGGUCGGGGCCAAGGUCAAGAACGUCAAGCUUGGCGACCGUGUUGCCAUUGAACCCGGCGUGCCCUGUCGACGAUGCGAUUACUGUCGCUCAGGCGCAUACAAUCUUUGUGCCGACACCGUCUUUGCUGCCACGCCACCCCAUGACGGGACCUUGCAAAAGUACUACAUUGUGGCAUCAGACUAUGUGUACCCUAUCCCAGACCACAUGUCAUCAGAAGAUGGCGCUCUUGUGGAGCCGGUUGCGGUAGCAGUUCAGAUUGUCAAGGUCGCUGACCUCAGAGCUGGUCAAUCGGUUCUCGUCUUUGGCUGUGGCCCAAUUGGUGUCCUCUGCCAAGCCGUGGCCAAAGCAUCAGGCGCAAGCAGAGUCAUUGGAGUCGACAUUUCAGAGUCGAGAGCCAAAUUUGCCCGAGACUUUGCUGCCGACGAUGUCUACGUCUCGAGCACCAACCGCCCUGAGGGAGUUGACCCCGUCGAUGCGGCUCGGGCCGUGGGUGAGGAGAUUGUCAAGAAGUUUGGACUCGGUGAGGGUGCAGAUGUUGUUCUCGAGUGCACUGGCGCCGAAGCCUGCGUUCAAGCUGGCAUUUUUGCUGCAAAGAAGGGUGGUACAUAUGUGCAAGCCGGUAUGGGACGCGAGAAUGUUGUCUUUCCUAUCACGACGGCGUGUAUUCGUGCUUUGACUAUCAAGGGCUCGAUCCGCUACUCUACCGGAUGUUAUCCCCGAGCAGUUCAGUUCAUUGCCAGCGGCAAGAUCCAGCCCAGGAAACUCAUCACGCAUCGUUUCAAGUUUACAGAAGCUGAAGAUGCGUUUGAGCUGGUAAAGAGGGCAGAAGAGAAGACACUAAAGGUGAUCAUUGAAGGUGUUCCUAAAUAG